AUGAGGACCAUCUUCCUUCUCCUUUUCUUUGUCGCGACUUCGACGGCCUCCGAAUUUGUAAGUUCUGAUUCCGAUGUGCUCGCAGUACGGAUAGUCUUUGCAGAUUUUCAAAUGGGAAAACUACAAACCGGUCAAAAUGACAAGGAAACUGCCCGAUAAAAGCUCGGAAGAACGCAAGUGGGAGCCGAUUCGCUACAGAGUGCUCUACGAUGAUUCUGUUUUCGACGAGUAAGCUCUUCUUUCAUAUGAAAUACUUCGCUAGAAUCAGCUCUUGAUCAAUUCGUCUUCUGCAAAUAAUUUUCAUUCAAAUAACGCUUCAUUGUUCAGUUUUUCGCACGGAAAUGGUUUCUCGAAUAGGGCUUAUAAUAAUAAUCGACUAGCAGGUCCCUGGAGAGGCUCCUAGUUGAAAUCUCAUACAGGGCUUGCUUCUUUAAUGGUCCGACACUCUCUUCACUUUGAAACUCUGGUUGUCCAUCUGAUUUGCCCAGCGCGGACCACACGCCCUUUUACACAUUACCUAACACGGGAAGUGCGAAAGGUCGAGAUAUUGGAAUUUAAUGAAACUUGGUAUAUAGGUACUUCCGAACACCCUGCAUCCAAAGCAGUUGAAAAAAAGUGCGCCUUUUUGGUUUUAGUCGAGUUAGGGCGCCUCAAAGUUUGCACGCAAAAAUCACAUUGGAAGGGACGAGGGAAUGUCUUACGGCGGCUAACUCUAGCUGCCAGCAGGCGGCGUGGUGUAGUGGCUAGAGGCCUUGCGCUGUUAAACCUAUGAUGCAGGUUCGGUCCUUUUUUUCGGUGAAAUUUUUUGCUAAUUUUUUUAUUUGAAAAAAAUGAGGAAGUUUUUGAUGAUGGAGUGAAAGAACAGCUCAAAAUUUUUGAAAUUCACCAUUUUAUGCCCAUCUGAGAAAGAAUUUCGACAAAAAAAUUUUUUUGCUCCAUUUUUUUCCUUGCCUAACCAUAAGGCUUAUGGUCGACCCAUUCCUUCAAAAAAAUUUCUGAUAAACCAAUAGAAUCAAAGUGUUAUGAUAUUUAUUCUUCUUUCCUUCCUUUAUGACGUUAUGUGCGUAAAAAUGUGUAUCAAAGUCCAGCUUCACUUUAUUUUCACAAUCGAGAUGAUAUGGCGAUGCUGCAGGGAAGGAAAAAAAAAGACAAGGAAAAGGGCUAACUAACCGCCAUCUUUGAAGAAAAAAAUCGUUUGAUGAAUAAGAAUAGAAGCAUAGAACUACAAUAAGUUGUUAUUUAUAUCACAAACCUAUGAACUCUCGCAAGAAUAAUCUCGACGCCCAAAUUUCCUGCACAGAGCAGGACAAAAGAAACUAAAACAUUUUUUGUUGAAAGUCUUUCUCAAAACGACAUAAAAUAGUGAAUUUUAACACUUUGAACAGUGUCUUUCGUUCCAUCUUCAAAAAUUCAUCAAUUUUUUCGAAAAACUUCAUGGCAAAAAAAAACUUCACCAAAAAGGGUCCGAACCUGCAUCAUAGGUUUCACAGCGCAAGGCCUCUAGCCACCACACCACGCCGCCUGCUGGCAGCUAGAGUUAGCCGCCGCAACACAUUCCCUCCUCCCUUCCAAUGCAUUUUUGGCGUGCAAACUUUGAGGCGCCCUAACUCGACUAAAACCAAAAAGGCGCACUUUUUUUCAACUGCUUUGGAUUCAGGGUGUUCGGAAGUACCUAUAUACCAAGUUUCAUUAAGUUCCAAUACUUCGACCUUUCGCACUUCCCGUGUUAGUCUGUUCAGAUUUUAAAUGUCAAGUCAUCGUUCAAACCCCGCUUCUUUUGCCUAGAUCGAACCAAUCAGAGAGCGAGUCUUCCACACAGCGUUUUUGGAGGUGGAGCUAGCUGCUUUACAUUCAAAAUCUGAAAGGACUGUAUGCGUCCCUGUCUCUCGCUUCAAUUGCGACUUAUGUAGUGGCUGCGAAUGCAACGUGGUCCCUAAAGGGGAACCUUUGAAGGCACUUUAUGGGUGCCCAUUAGGGGUCGCUUUGAAGUUCCUAAGUACAGUACUCAUAGUACUGGUACGAAAAUGGAAGGAUAAUCAAAACCCCUGUAGGGGCUUCUUUUGCAAACUUACUUACUUUAGAGCCACAGAGCUCUGUUGGGAGCGAAUUUUGCUGCUUAACAUUUAAAGUCAGAACAAAAUAUAUGCGUUCCUGUCUCUCGCUGCAAUGUAUUUGGUGGCCCCUAGAGUGGAACCUUCAAGGGUCCCUAUGGUUGCCCCUCCCGCGACCGCUCUGGUGCUCCUAAUUACAAUACUCUUAGUAAUACGAGAAAGGAAAAAUCGCUGUUGUUAUUGGAAAACUGCUGUAACUGGUUGCCCCUAAUUUUACUUGCAGCAUUCCGGUUUCUCAGACGAAACUUCUGCAGAAAAAUUUUAAAAGGGCGUUAAAAUUUUUCGACGUCAAAGUACAGCGUGAAGAAGAGUUUUCCAUUUACAAAUCGUAGGAAAAAAAUUUCGAUUCAAUAUGGAACAAAGAUUCAGACUCAAUGUAAACACUAGUAAGUACGAAAACAUGUGUGAUGAGCAGAUUUUGAGCAGCAAGUAUGAUUUUUUCGAGGUGAGCCUUUUUUUUCCCAAUUUUUUUUGUUAACUAUUGUUUUGAGUGUGCCGAGGGGACUGAAGAGAAAGGUUGCGAUGACGAGGGUCACGAAACCUUGAAGGUGAUGUUUAAAACGCUUGGGUCCCGUAGAAAACGUGUUUUGUGUUAUGAUUACCAUUUUUGGAACGUUUAUUUACGUUUCAAACGGUUGCACACAAUAGUAUUCAUUUUAGGUGACAAAUCCUUUUUUCCAUGCGCACUUUUGUUUCAGCUUUAAAUCAAAAUUUAUAGCUGUUUCAUGGCAAGCUUAGGACGCUAAGGGAGCGUGGCCUGUCCGUGCUCUCCACGACUAUCUCGUACAUUAUCGUGUCAGGACCCUUAUUUCAAUGGCUAAAGUCAGCUGUGAAUCAGCUUCAAACCGGCUAUAAUUUCAAGUUCCAACCGAUUUUCUGUUUGAUCGGUUGAUCAAUUUUCAGAGAAAAUUGAUCGGUUGAUCAAUUUUCAGAGAAAACUUAAAUCCGAACCAUUCAACUUUCGACAGGGCACUGAAUGAAAUCCCCCUUUUCAGGACGUCGACUAUGUUUGGUUCGUGAAAGUAGAAGAUAAUAACCAACGAAUCGCGGGUGCCGGCGCCUGUAAUUACGUUCCUGGCACUAAGUUGGCUUUUUUCAUUCAUUUGGGGAUUAUUUCGGAGUGCUGUGAACCAUCUUUUGCGAAAUGAGACGCGUUCCGUUUUUGUAAGCAUUUUAUAGAAGAAAAAAAACGUAAAUCUGAAAACAGAGCGGAGAGAUUUUGUGAGUAAGCCGCUUUGCAACUUAUAAAUUAUAAGAUAUAGAUGAUUCACGGCUAGCUUAGGACGCAAAAAGGCGUGGCCUGUCUGCACUCUCCACCAACCAGGGCACUGUCUCGUCUCUUUUCGUGGCAGGACCCUUUUCUCGAUGGCUCAAGCCUGCCGUGAAUCAGCUAUAAGCGGUAUUGCAGAAGUUUCUCUUUUUUGAAUUUUCAAAAUCAAGUGUGAGAAGUUAUUUAUUUAUUUUUUAAGUUAUUUUUCAAAUUGUUGAUUCGACCGUCAUAUGUUCGGUUUUCAGCUACAAACCGAAUGUUGGUAUGAUACUCUUCGGGAAAAAAUUUUUGAUGGAAAAAGAAGAAAGAAUAACGAGAGAGGUUUGUACGUUCAUUUUUUCAAUGGAGCAACAUUUUCCAACAUCGAACAUAAUGAAAUGUUGAUCUGCAGUUUUUUGCAUGAAGAACAGCAGAAAACAUUUGAAAGAAGCGCUAAAUUAUUAUCAAAGAUCGUCGGUUGAAAUGAAUAAGAGUUUGGUAGCAUUUCACUAAGCAAUUUUCGAAAGAAAAAGGCCAUCGAACGGUUUUUAUCAUGAAAAUUCGACAUGUUCAUCAUAACCCGAAAAAAAAAAUGGCGAAAAACUAUAGCGGCAAAAAGAUUCGAACCUUCAUCGAACUAUUGAUUGUUUUGAUGUGUUAUUUUUGUAUUUGUCGUGCAGAUUGCGGAAUGGCGAAUAAACACUUGAAAUGAAAAUGAAAUAAAUGAAAUCAUAGGCUUCACAGGCUACUGCGCUAGCCACUGCACCACGCUCCUAGCUGUCAUGCAAUGACUUAUGCUGCGGACACAUUCCUUCCGAACAUUGUCACGUGUUUAAAGACAAAAACUUUGAAAAAUCAUAUCUCCAAAACGAAAAGUUUGCUCAGAUAGCGGCUAUGCGGGACCGAUUCCCAGUCCAUCAAAGAUUGUUUUUAUUUGAGCAAAGUGAUAGAAAAUUUCAAAGCCAUGUUAGACAUGUUAACUUCCCGUUCAGCCGAAAUGUUAACAUUUAUUAUUUUUGGCGACAUUUGAUGAAAAUAAUGACCAAAAGAUUGAUCGAAAUUUUUGCAGACUCCACAUUGUGCCUAUUUUUUCGGAGGAAAAAUUUUUCACCGGAAGAUUCGAUUAAUCGAUUUUUUAAAAACAUUUUUGCAGGGCGAAGAAAAUUUGUACAACAUUUUGCGACACGAAGUAUCUCAUGCACUGUUCUUCCAUGGAGAGUUGUGGAAAGCAUUUCCAGACGGACAGUGAGUUGCAAAUUUCUUAGUGUGGCAAAAACGGAAAAAGAAACGUUUGGAGAAAAAGGGGAUAGUACACGCCAGUUUUUCUCUUUUUCUUGCCGUAUUAUACCACUUAAUUCUCAAAUGUUAUGCCGUGUUCAAUUUGAUUCCGCGAAGUGCAAAAUGAUCUCUGACUCUCCAAAAUUAAGUGAUCUUUCCCUCUUUUUAACGGGUAUUUUGCAUUUCGCAAAAUCAAAUUGAACACGGCAUUAGGUUGAAUGUCAAACCCCUGACGUCACACUGACAUCAUUUAGAACACAAGAAAUACGCGAAAUUGAAAUAUUUGGGUAUACAGGAGUGAGCAUAAUUAUUGCACGGAUUUCAAUUUGUAUAUCUUAUAUUCAAAAGUAUCUCAGAUAAAGUUUUUAACUUGAAAAAAUUCUUACUGGCUAUUAAAGUCCAUUGAGCCUGAAAAAGAUACAAGGCGAAAAAAUUUUUUGUCGAAAAUCUUGCCCAAAACGACAUAAAACGGUGAAUUGCAACAUUUUGAGCUUUUUUUACAAUCCAUUUGUAAAACUUCAUCCUUUUUCCUAGUGGUGACCACUCCGCCUGCUGGCAGCUAGAAACGGACGAAAACAAUUUUCGAGGCGCGCGCUGGACGGCGCUAUUCAGAUCUUACAAAAAAAAUUCAUGUUUGAAAAAAAAUCCAUGUUGUAAAGUUCAAUUGAUUGAUAGAAGCGAUUUUUUUUUUGUUAAAAGUCCUAAAAUCUUGGUGAAAGAACCAGCGACGGUUCGCAAAGUGGAAAACAAAAAAAAAACAGAUUGAAAUUCCACUGGCAAAAAAAAAGUUGGAAUAAUCGAAAAGUUCGUGCAAUGUUUAUGCCCACCCCUGUACAUCGUGGCAAAACUUUGACGAGCUUUUUCUCGGUACCUUAUGGCGCUAAGCAGAUUUUCUCUUUCGACAUGGAGCACUCUCCCCUACUUGGAAAACGCAGUCGCCAUCGUGAGGGGAGCACGAAACAAGUGGAUUCGGGUUUUCCCCGCAGUUUUUCAAAUUUUAAUCAACCUGAACUCAACAAAAGUUUGAAAAUUCAAUUCAUCGAGAAUUUUUUUACUGAGAAACAUAUUCCCAAAUUAUGUGUCAUAAAACUUGAGUUUUUAUGUCAGUAAAAGCUUCACUAGAAAUAUUGAAGCCUCAACUUUUUUGUACCGGUAUCAAAAUGCGCGUUUUGCAUACGGGGGGCGCGCCGAAGUUAAAUUGAUAGCAUAAAUACGUCUUUCAGUGACGUCUUUCAUGAAAAUCAAUAAUCGUAUUUUUCCAUCAAAUAUCUAUUUCUAAUUUAUUUUUCGCUGUUCGCUGUACAAAAAAAUUAGAAAAUUUUUUAGAAACCUUUACAAGAAAACGACGCGGUCCAUCGUUUAUCCAGAAACAUUGGGGUCUGGGAUGAACGAAACCUUUUACGGAAUCGCUUUUCCCAAAGCGUUGGAAGAGGCGAGGAAAUAUCUCGACUGUCCUGACCUCCAAUACAUUGAGAUAGAAAACACAGGUGGUCAGGGUACAGCAGGAAGUCAUUAUGACGCCGAUUUUCUGCCGGUAAUCUCAAGAAUUUCAUCAAAGAGUUUUUGGAACUUGACAGUAUGAAACGAUGCGAGGAGAUGACCCUCCGUUUCGCAUAGCCUAUUCGAGAAUCACACUGGCUCUGAUGGAGGACUCGGGCUGGUACAAAGUCGACUAUUCGUAUGUUUGA
This is a messenger RNA of Caenorhabditis auriculariae, 6326 nucleotides long. NCBI's taxonomy places the organism in Eukaryota, Metazoa, Nematoda, Chromadorea, Rhabditida, Rhabditidae. The record is from the annotation of a GenBank genome assembly.